AUGGGUAAAGAGACAGAAAUGACGAGAAACAACAAUACAUGUGUAAAGUCAAUCUUAAGUGACUUGUGUGUUGAAUAUGACAAGACAACGUCCAAGAAGAUUAAGCUCAUUGACGGUUUCUUAGUCUAUGUUAUGGCUACAGGCCUGCUACAAUUUCUCUAUUGUAUGCUCGUGGGUAAUUUCCCCUUUAAUUCAUUUCUUGCUGGUUUUGUAUGCACGAUUGGAGUUUUUGUCUUGGCUGUCGCGCUAAGAAUGCAGAUUAAUCCAGACAACAACUUUGGAGACCGUACCGAACAACGAGCUUUUGCUGAUUACCUCUUUUGCAACAUUCUUCUCUUCCUUGUUGUGUUUAACUUUAUGGGUUAA
Messenger RNA from Peronospora belbahrii, 366 nucleotides. NCBI's taxonomy places the organism in Eukaryota, Oomycota, Peronosporomycetes, Peronosporales, Peronosporaceae. The record is from the annotation of a GenBank genome assembly.